AUGUCCCCCACAGUCGACCAACGUGACGAAACGCUAAACAACGCGGGUGCUCAGAGCCUGCCAAACGGUUCAAGGGAAAAGACCCGUCCGGUAACCAUACGACAGCUGUUGGACGCCAAACGAGACCACAGUGAAGCACCCUUCAAGAUCGACGAUCACGAGAUCAAUCGCAUCUCGCUCGUCGCCCAUGCCGUGGACGUCCAUCGAUACGAGUCGACAGUCGUGUACACGCUCGAGGAUGGCACGAGCCUCGGGCGCAUCGAUGCCAGACACUACCCGACAGGCAGCAGCUUCGAAGAGCUCUCGGAUUCGGACCAGGGCACAUCGCAGCUGUAUGUGCAUGUCCUCGGCACGCUCGACCUCAAGGUGAAGCUGGGGAGCAGGAACGUCAUCCGCGUCCUGCAUAUGUACAGGGUGACCGAUCCGAACCAGCUGUUCUUCCAUAUCCUCGAGGCCGCGUUUGUCACUCUGAGCCUCGAGCGUGGGCCACCGCCUGCCGCGGCAUUGAAAAGCGCGGCGCCGCGUAUCCCCACGGAGCCAGCAUCUCCUGUCAUUCGCCGCACUGCACCGAGCGUAAGUCCACUGCCGAGGACCCCAGUCAAGGCUUCAGUACCGGCCCCUGGGCCAUCCCGACGCGUCCUUACAGCUCGAACUGCGGAGCCCGGGCCUGCGACUCCCAGCACGACCCGUCCGAGCGCCCCUUCGACCCCAACUAGUUGGACUCCAACACCACUUGCCUCUGCGAGGCGGGCUACUCCUGCAAGACAGGCCCGUCCGCCGAGUCCCCCGCCCACGCCCCCUCCAAGGUCGCCGUCGCCCGAGCCGCCCAGCUCUCCUCCGCCAGCGUCACCACAAGAACGUGUACAGAAACCCUCCAAGUCGAAGCGUCGGCAGCCUGGGAUCAAGCAGGAUCCCUACGCGGACCUAACCGUCCUGCAGCGGUCGAUCAUCCUCCAGCUCAUGAAGGCAACGCACUCGAAGGCGGGCAUGAACGUGGACGCGAUCUGCCACGCGGUAGGUCAUCACUACAGCACUCAGCAGGAUGUUAGCGGGGCGAUAGACGUGUUGCUGGAUCUGGGACUGAUCGAGAACACCAUCGACGAAGCUCACUAUGCCGUCAAGACCAUCCAAUACCCCAGGAGUCCGUAG
Molecule: messenger RNA, 1149 nt
Organism: Dichomitus squalens LYAD-421 SS1
Lineage: Eukaryota; Fungi; Basidiomycota; Agaricomycetes; Polyporales; Polyporaceae
Exons: 6
Coding region: 1-1149 (382 amino acids)
Biological process (GO): DNA replication; nucleotide-excision repair; double-strand break repair via homologous recombination
Cellular component (GO): site of double-strand break; chromosome, telomeric region; DNA replication factor A complex
Source: RefSeq, a predicted model, not a curated record